Purpureocillium takamizusanense is the source of this 1414-nucleotide messenger RNA. RefSeq lists its product as uncharacterized. The record is from RefSeq and is a predicted model, not a curated record. The transcript has a single exon. Lineage: Eukaryota; Fungi; Ascomycota; Sordariomycetes; Hypocreales; Ophiocordycipitaceae. The coding region runs from base 106 to 1233 and encodes 375 amino acids.
CAACCACCAACGCUCCUCACCUCCAUCCCUUCAACCCCCCUUUUCCCUUCCUUUGCCCCCCGUGGAGCCUCGCCUACCCCCGCGGCCGGUUCCUCCGACGGCGUCAUGUCCUCCAUAGGCCCGCAGCUUCCGCCACACCUCUCCAAACGCAAGCGCACGCCCGACGACGACGGCACCAACGACCGUGCCGAUGCGCGCAGCGACUCUCCCAGCGGCAAGCUUCCCCUUCGCGAGGACCCCGCGUCGCACGCCAACGCGGAUGAAAUAGGCCUCGAUGACGACGACGACGAUUCGUCGGACGACGGCAUGGGGCCGAGCGCGCCGCCCACCGCGCGGCGGCAGCAGCAGCAGUCCAGACCCCCCGUCGUCGGGCCCUCGCUCCCACCGUCCGCCGCGAGCGCAAAUCGGGACGAGAUAGGCCUCUCCGACUCGGACUCUGAUACCGGCCCCGCGCCGCCACCACCUGCUGCUGCUGCUGCUACUGCUACUGCGUCCGCGUUGUCUCGUCCUGUCCCUCGAGGUCAAUCACCGGCGCGACCUACGCCCCCGUCAGCAGCAGCACCCAAACCGCAAGGCGACGCGCCAUCAAACGCGGACUCGGACUCGGACUCGGACUCGGACUCGGACGACGGCUACGGCCCCGCCCUGCCCUCGGCGACGACCAAGCGCGCCAACGCCAUCGGCCCGUCCAUGCCCCCCGUCGAAGCCGCCCCUCAGCGCGACGACUGGAUGCUCGCGCCGCCCACCUCGAGCGGCUACACGGAGCGUGACCCGACGCGCAUGCGCAGCCGCAAAUUCGCCUCCAAGCCCUCCACGCAGCAGCCGCCUUCAUCGUCAUCAGCGUCCGGCGGCGUCUCCUCAAUAUGGACCGAGACGCCAGAGGAGAAGCUCCGCCGGCUGCAGGAUGCAGUCCUCGGCCGCUCAGGUGACGGUGGUGGAGGUGCGGCGGCGGCAGCGGAGCAGCAGAGGAACGUGGAGCAGGAGGAGCGCGACCGUCGCAUCGCGGGCAGCAUCGAGGCCCAGCGUGGAGGGAGCCUAUACGACGAGCACAGCAAGAAGCGCAGGAAGGACGGCGUGGCAAAGGGCGAGGAGGAGGACGACCCGAGCAAGAGGGCGUUUGACAAGGAAAAGGACAUGGCGCUGGGGGGCAAGAUUGGCACGGCGCAGAGGAGGGAGCUGGUGACCAAGGCGGCCAACUUUGGCGGACGCUUCCAAAAGGGCUCGUAUCUCUAACAGAUGCAAUGGUUCGUCUGGUUGGCGUAAGAAGGAACCCUUGCCUCACCCGAGUCACAGUGGUCACAAUCGCAGGUGACAAAAAUAUUUGCAUAGCCGCAUCGAGACAUGGUUCUCUUCGCAUCUUAAAAUCAUUUUGGCAACCGUAAGAGAUGCCACCAUAGCCGCCUAACUCCUCCGC